Messenger RNA from Cucurbita pepo subsp. pepo (vegetable marrow), 844 nucleotides. RefSeq lists its product as uncharacterized. Lineage: Eukaryota; Viridiplantae; Streptophyta; Magnoliopsida; Cucurbitales; Cucurbitaceae. The record is from RefSeq and is a predicted model, not a curated record.
UGUACCAUUUCACCAAACUAAUAAUGGCGGAGCCAAAAAUAUCUGCCAUUUCCUUUCUCCGAUUGAUUCCAUCCAGAUAAAAACCGAUUCGUCCUUCGUUGAAAUACGAUCGAAAAAGCAGAUUCGGAGAAUCAACGGCAAUGGAGAACGGCAGAAAGCCUGGAAGGAGCGACGGUCGUCUAUCAAUGGAGGAGGAAAGAGAGAUGGAGGCCAAAACUCGAGACUACUUCAAUGGCGUCGCACCGAAGCGCCACACCAAGCCUCAGCGCAGCGAGUUCUCUGCUCAUUACGUCGACAAAGUAAAUGGCAGGGACGAUUACAUUCCUGAACUCGCUGAGUUUCAGCGCCUCGAAUCCGAUCCUCUCGAGAGACUUGCUUAUGAUGGCCGUAACGGCAACAUCCCUGAUGAAUUUGUGGAGACGAAGUAUUAUGACGAUCUCAAUUGUGUAGACAAACAGCACCACACGACAGGAACAGGAUUCAUAAGAACGGAGAAUGGAGAUUGCAAAAGUUUCAGACUCGAAGUAGAUUCUGCUGCCUGCUGCCAUGGCUCUUGCAGGGGUAAUCCGGCGACCAACGACUGGAUUCCGGCCACUAAUGAUCUGGCAAACAGGGGUGAUUAUUAAUGAAGAAGAAAAGUGAGUUAUUGUAGACAAUCUUAAGGAGCUGGAUGUUACAUUGAGUAAGUAAGCUGCAUAAUGCUAUUAUCAUUGUUGUUUUGAGCUUCAAAAACAACUGAUUAUAUAUAUAUAUAUAUAUAUAUAUAUAUAUGUAAACUUAAAAAGUUAAGCACUUAGCUGCACUAUGCUAUUUCUGUAGCUUUACUUUUUGCAUUCUGAUUCAA